Molecule: messenger RNA, 1371 nt
Organism: Ascochyta rabiei
Lineage: Eukaryota; Fungi; Ascomycota; Dothideomycetes; Pleosporales; Didymellaceae
Exons: 2
Coding region: 1-1371 (456 amino acids)
Biological process (GO): Golgi organization; endoplasmic reticulum organization; endoplasmic reticulum to Golgi vesicle-mediated transport
Cellular component (GO): endoplasmic reticulum membrane; COPII-coated ER to Golgi transport vesicle; Golgi membrane
Molecular function (GO): D-mannose binding
Source: RefSeq, a predicted model, not a curated record
AUGCACAUAACCCCUCGCACCCUCCAAACCAUCGCCUGGUCCACCCUCGCAGUCUCGGCAGCGCGCGCCCAGUAUAUCAUAGACAACCUCAGCUUCGGCCAUAAGGAUGGCGUCUACAUCUCACCCGACCUGCGCGCCAUUCCCCACUUCGACGUCCAGGGCAUCGACGACUACAAGCCCCAGGUUCUCUCCGACCGCGUCAUCCUCACCCCUCCCUACCCUGGCAGCAAGCGCGGUGCACUAUGGGCAAACAAUCCCAUGCAUCACGGCGGCGACUGGACGGCCGAGCUGGACUUUAGGGCGACGGGCAUGGAGCGCGGCGGUGGAAGCCUGCAGCUCUGGUACGUCAAGGACAGCCAGGCGCACGACAGCCCCAACAGCUUGUACACUGCGCCCAAGUUCGACGGACUUGUCCUGGUCGUCGACCAAUAUGAGGGCCAUGGAGGCUCUGUGCGCGGUUUUCUCAAUGAUGGAACAAAAGACUUCAAGUUGCACCCUAACCUAGACACGCUCGCUUUUGGCAAGUGCGACCAUGCCUACAGGAAUCGCGGGCACCUUAGCACAAUCAAGCUGCGCCACGCAAACGGGCUGCUCGAGGUCACCGUUGACGGUGAUGCCUGCUUCAAGACCGACAAGGUCAAGCUCCCCCAGGACUACUACUUCGGUGUCAGCGCCUCGAGCGCAGAGAACCCUGACUCGUUCGAAGUCCACAAAUUCAUUGUGUCGACCACAAACUCGCACACCCGUGAAGAGCCCAACCACGAGCGCAUCCCUGAUGCGCGCAACCAGCAGCACCAACAGCCCGUUCAGAACCAGCCGCACCAAGAAUCCGCCCAGCAACAACACGCUCAGCAACAAGGCUCCCCGCCCAAGAAGAUGGCGUCCUCGCAGCAGAUCCCGCCCUGGAUUCAGGACGUUCUGGCCUCAAACGUAAAGACGCAAGACGACCAGUUCGCCGACCUGCACAACCGCAUCCAAGACAUCGCACACCACGUCUCCGCCGUCUACGCCGCCAUUGAAGCCCUCGACGAGAAGGCCGAGCACCGCCACAACGAACUCAUGUCGCACCUAGCGCCCCUCGACGACCGCACCGCACACAACGUGCGUCUAAGUGAGAAGACGGAAACCACCGCCAUGCAGAUAUUGCGCGACCUGGAGAGCAAAGACUACAAGGAUAUGAUCGGCCAGAUGCACCGCCGGCUCGAGGACAACCACAAGGACAUGCCUAAUGUCGUAAAGACUGUCGUCCAGCAGCACGGUCUCUCCUGGAUGAGCCUGCUCGCCAUCGCCUUCGCCGUCCAGAUCAUGGUCGUCGGCGCUUACCUCAUGUACAAGAAGAGGCGCUUCGGCGCGCCAAAGAAGUACCUGUAG